Messenger RNA from Nezara viridula (southern green stink bug), 1338 nucleotides. The record is from the annotation of a GenBank genome assembly. Lineage: Eukaryota; Metazoa; Arthropoda; Insecta; Hemiptera; Pentatomidae.
AUGUGCGAAUCCGCCACCGGACACAUACUUGCAGGUCUGCAAUGCGGUCGGACGAUGAGGAUCAGGGUGCGCGGGACGCUGACCCGGGUAAGGCCGAAGAUCCGUGUCUCAACCCCAGGCCGGGGGUACAAGUGCAUCAGGAUUCUCCCGCUGCUGUCCGUCUUCAUCAUCGUCACCGCCCUGUCCAUCCUUGCACUAUCAGAGAUGUCUGUGGUUGCAAAAGACACAGUAACUGGAGUCAUAGGAGGUGGAGGAGCGGCUUCAAGAAUUAUGCCCGGAAGAGCACAUACUCGACUUCAGCAUCACAAACCCAGUCACCAGGAGAAAGGUAUGUCCUUCAAGAUGGAACCACUUUUACGCAGAGAUGCUCUAUCUGUGGAGCUAACAGCGCAAAUGGUCGUAAACAGGUACCGAGGUGGUGUCAUCGCAAAUACAAUAGAAAAGGAAUCAAUCUAUCGUGGUCCUUUGCACUGCAACCAUCCGCCUCGUGACUGUCCUUUAGUCCCACCAAACUUAUGUGGUAGGAUUGAUGUGGAAACCUGGCUCAAAGAAACUAAGACAAUGCCAAAUAUUAACUUGACAUAUGUGCCAAAAGAUUGCUCCCCACGACACGCUGUGGCCAUCAUCAUUCCAUAUAGAGACCGGGAGAAGCAGUUGUCCAUGCUUCUGUCUUACCUUCCUCCUAUCCUUGAACGUCAGCAAUUAGCUUACCACAUCUUUAUUAUUGAGCAGAUUGGCAAUGACACUUUCAACAAAGGCCUGCUGAUGAACGCUGGAGCAUUGACAGCUCUCGAGUACCACUCCUAUCCAGGAGUGAUGUUUCAUUGCCUCGUAUUCCAUGACGUAGAUAUGUUGCCUGAGGAUGACAGGAUAUUAUACUCCUGUCCACAACAGCCCCGUCAUCUUUCUGUUGCUGUAAAUGAACUCAAUUAUAGACUGCCCUAUCGACAGCUUGUUGGAGGUGUAUUUUCUAUUCGCACUGAUCAUUUUCUUAGAGUCAAUGGUUAUUCCAAUUUAUUUUGGGGCUGGGGUGGAGAGGAUGAUGAUAUGGGAUACAGAGUUGAACAUGUACUUCUUUGGAUCUCUCGACCUCCAGAAUGGAUAGCUCGUUAUACUAUGAUAAAACAUGAGAAAAGACGCCCUCUUGCUAGAAAAGUAAGGACCAAAUUACUGAGAACCUCUUGGAGACGCUACCGUCUCGAUGGUCUCAAUACAGCUGCCUACGGUCUCAUGGAAGUGAAGCAUAUCAGCCCGAUACUCACUCAUAUCCUGAUAGAUGUAGGUCACCCACCCAACAGCAUCAAGCAGCUUCAACAAGAAGAGGAAGGAAACACCUAA